Messenger RNA from Formica exsecta, 1727 nucleotides. RefSeq names its product EEF1A lysine methyltransferase 1. Gene Ontology annotation, molecular function: protein-lysine N-methyltransferase activity; nucleic acid binding. The record is from RefSeq and is a predicted model, not a curated record. The transcript is spliced from 5 exons. The coding region runs from base 564 to 1208 and encodes 214 amino acids. Gene Ontology annotation, biological process: methylation. NCBI's taxonomy places the organism in Eukaryota, Metazoa, Arthropoda, Insecta, Hymenoptera, Formicidae.
AGACUUCUUAUAAACACUUUAAAUAUAUUUACAGUCUUUGAUUUGCAUAAGCGUUCAAUUAUUGCGUCAGACAAAUUAUCACCGAGACAAAAAGAUCAAAGACCACAUCGAAAAGGAAUGCAGUUAUCAAUUGAUAAUUUAUGGCCAACCAGGCCUUUAUUUCACAAUACCACGUAUAUUCCGUAUGUUAAACGUUACUUGCUCUCACAGAGCCCCACUGCAAUAAUAACUCAAUAAUAACUCCUUUAUUAAGCGUUAUAAAAAAAUAUGAUAGAAAACUUUUCGACUCAGUUUGGUCCGCUCUAUCUGCACACGAGUAUUGUCCCCAAUGAUCUGGGACACCCUGUAUAUUCUAAUACAUUUUAGAUGAGGUUAUUGCAGAGAAAUAUUGAAAGUGCAUUCUAAUAAUAAGAGCAGAUCUACAGUGAAGAUGAAAUUCGAUUUGUAAAUAAAAACCGCAGAGGUCGAUUUUCAUCGUUGCUCUGAUUAACGCAACGAAUUAAUUAUCUUAAUAAACGCUCUCUAUAUAGAGAUAAUCUCUACAUCGUGAAUUAUUGUGAACAAUGUAUGAAAGCGAUGACGAACAACCGCGAUUGAGCUCGAGCACGCUUGCUGCACUAGAAGAAUUUCUCAAGGAAAGAUAUGAGCAACAGAUUUUGCUGGAACAUGUAUCUAAGGAAGAUCAAAUAUCAAAUAAUCUGUUUGAUGAGAAUUGGCAAUUGAGCCAAUUUUGGUAUGAUGACAAAACAAUAGAGGCUUUUGUUAGAGGCGCAUUAAAUUCCACACCAGCAAACGGAAAAAUUGCUUUAGUUUCUUGUCCAACACUUUACAGUAAAUUGAAGAGAGAAUGCGAUAAAAGGCAAAUUACGCUGUUUGAAUAUGAUAGUCGUUUCAAGACAUUUGGUGUAGAUUUCAUACAAUAUGAUUACAAGUCUCCUCUAAACGUGCCCAAACAUAUGUCUAGUCAGUUUGAUUUGGUCAUAGCAGAUCCACCAUUUCUAUCGGUUGAAUGUUUAACUAAAACAGCGGUAACAAUAAAGUUUUUGAUGAAGAAGAACAUUGUGCUCUGUACAGGAGCUGUCAUGACAGAGUUGGCAGAAAGACUGUUGGAUGUCAAAAAGUGUGAUUUUAUUCCAGGCCACAGGAACAAUUUGGCGAAUGAAUUUUGCUGCUUCUCGAAUUUCGAUUUUGAUAAAACUCUGGAAUAAGUGUAAACAGUAUUAAGAACAGCACCAAAGACAGAUAUAUUUUCAUAAUAUAAGUAAACUAAUAAGAUUAUUAAUAUUUAUCUAGAAUCAAUAUAAAUGGAUUUAAGUAUCUAGAUUUAGCCAACAAAUUUUAAUAAACUUAUUAUUUUGCACCAUUUAUACAUAUGUGAAAACACGCAACAAUCCAUUAAAAUUUAUUAUGAUAUCAACAUUACACCGAUUUAUCUCUUCGGUGCGAGCAUUAUGAUUGGUUGUGACUUGUGACGAGAGAGAAAUUUUUGAGAGGUAGGGAGAAUCGAAACACAGGAUGAUAUUGGUAUACUUCUAUGUACCCCCCUUACCUAAGGGACGAAUCGUUGACGCGCAGUACACAAUGUACCUUGGAUAAAUUUUAAUUGAUGUUGAUAUGUAUGUGUGCUCAUAAGUCAAAUUAUUUAUCUUCAUAUGUAUUACCUUAAAAAUUGUUUGCAUAUAUAUGCUCCAGCCACUUUGCAGUAAUAAACGCCUGUUCGAAAAAAA